This is a messenger RNA of Prunus avium (sweet cherry), 743 nucleotides long. NCBI's taxonomy places the organism in Eukaryota, Viridiplantae, Streptophyta, Magnoliopsida, Rosales, Rosaceae. The record is from RefSeq and is a predicted model, not a curated record.
CUCUGGUUUGCCUUGUGUCUCUUUCAUCUUCUGAUAAAGGAACUACAAGAACUCCACUCCGCUCUGGAAGAAGCAAAAGCUGAUAUAGUUGGCCUUUGGGCGUUGAAAUUCCUAAUCCACAAGGAUUUGCUUCCAAAGAGUUUAUUGAAGUCCAUGUAUGUUUCAUUUCUUGCUGGAUGCUUCCGCUCAGUGCGGUUUGGUCUUGAGGAAGCUCACGGAAAAGGACAAGCAUUGCAGUUUAACUGGUUGUAUGAGGAAGGAGCCUUUAUCUUGAACCCUGAGGAAACAUUUUCUGUUGACUUUACCAAGGUUGAAGGUGCAGUUGAGAGCUUGAGUAGGGAGAUACUCACCAUACAAGCAAAAGGUGACAAAGAGGCUGCAAAUUUGCUGCUACAGAAACACGGCAAACUGACGGACCCAUUAAAAGUUGCUCUGCAAAGAUUAAAGAAAAUUCAGGUACCUGUGGAUAUAGUUCCCACGUUCUCGGUGGUUGAUAAAAUAUUGGAGCAAAGACGCUAAAUUGAUACGAGACAGACAAGCUUCGAUGGCUUUUUAUUCUUCACACAUUAAUCAGGUUGAGUGGUGCAACAAUUAAAGGUUGUUCUAUUUAUGAGCUCCUCACUCUAGACACAAGAUAUAUGACGUGACCUACAAGAAAACGUGAUGGUUGUUUCGACGUGUUUAGGGCUCAUUUGGUAUUUCUGUGAAUUUUUUCUUUUCUUAAAGAAGUUUUUGCUUUUGUU